Lactuca virosa is the source of this 1137-nucleotide messenger RNA. The record is from the annotation of a GenBank genome assembly. Lineage: Eukaryota; Viridiplantae; Streptophyta; Magnoliopsida; Asterales; Asteraceae.
UCCCUCAUCCCCGUCUCUCCCUUAGCAAAAACCUUAUCCUCUGCCGAGGAAUUUCAAGUUCCUCAAAACCCCAUAAACCAUGGCUUCCUCUGCAUCUACCCUUCAAUUUCUAUCCCUAGCUUCCUCUAAAACCCUAUCUUCACUCUCUAAAACCCCAUCUCCAGCUUCACUUUGCCUAUUCCCUUCCUCCCUCAAGCCCCUUCCAAAGCUUUUCUCGAUACCCACUUCGAGUAAGCUCUUUGAAGCCUCACCCUCGUCUCGAAUCUUCCGUAGUGUAGCCGUUUCAUCUGGUUUGGAGUUGGACGAAGAGCUAUCCAGUGAUGGCGAUGACGAACAGCAGCAGAAUUUCUCCCCUGACCUUAAACUAUUCGUCGGCAACUUGCCGUUCAGUGUCGACAGCGCCGCUCUUGCUGGGGUUGUUCGAGGGUGCUGGAAAUGUUGAGAUGGUUGAGGUCAUAUACGACAAAGUUAGCGGAAGAAGCAGAGGUUUUGGCUUUGUUACAAUGUCAUCUGUCGAAGAAGUUGAAAGAGCUGUUCAGAAGUUCAAUGGCUACGAGCUUGAGGGAAGACAAAUUAGGGUGAACUCCGGACCUCCACCAAAGAGGGAGGAAUCUUCCUUCGGAGGGCCAAGAGAAGGUGGCCGUUUUGGCGGCGGCAGUGGUGGUGGCAGAAGCUUCGACAACACCAACAGGGUGUACGUCGGAAACCUUGCUUGGAGUGUUGACAAUCUUGCCCUUGAAACUUUAUUCAGAGAGCAAGGAAAUGUUGUGGAAGCGAAGGUUGUUUAUGAUAGGGAGAGUGGAAGAUCAAGGGGCUUUGGGUUUGUGACUUACAGUUCUGCUGAUGAAGUCAACAGCGCAAUUGAUUCAUUAAAUGGCGUUGAUCUUGAUGGCAGGAAUAUUCGGGUUAGUGUUGCUGAAGCUCCACAAAGGCGUCAGUUUUAAAUGAUAUGAGAGAGGGAAGUGAUGCUUAUAAGUAGCAGGUGUCAUAAGCAUCUAAGUUUUGUAAUGAAAUAUGCUUUUGAAACUAUAUACUGAUUUGUAAUCAAUCAAUUUGGCGUAUGCAAAAUUAAAUUCGUUUGGAUCUUUUGUGGGAAAAAUGUUAUGUGUGAUUGUGGAUUUGUGAGAAAAAUUGGGU